This is a messenger RNA of Microtus oregoni (creeping vole), 4798 nucleotides long. RefSeq names its product solute carrier family 4 member 7 (gene Slc4a7). The record is from RefSeq and is a predicted model, not a curated record. NCBI's taxonomy places the organism in Eukaryota, Metazoa, Chordata, Mammalia, Rodentia, Cricetidae. Gene Ontology annotation, cellular component: plasma membrane; basolateral plasma membrane; apical plasma membrane. Gene Ontology annotation, molecular function: solute:inorganic anion antiporter activity; sodium:bicarbonate symporter activity; monoatomic anion transmembrane transporter activity. The transcript is spliced from 26 exons. Gene Ontology annotation, biological process: bicarbonate transport; regulation of intracellular pH; transmembrane transport. The coding region runs from base 122 to 3886 and encodes 1254 amino acids.
CCCCGCGCCCGCAGCCCGUUCCCGGCGCCGGCGCCGCUGUCGGCGGCCAGCGCUCCGCACAGGCUCUCCCGCCGCGUGCCCGUCUUGGCCGCGGCCCUCCCAGGGUCCCUGGGGCGGGACCAUGGAGGCGGACGGGGCCGGCGAGCAGAUGAGACCGCUACUCACGCGGGGUCCUGAUGAAGAAGCCGUUGUAGAUCUUGGCAAAACUAGCUCAACCGUGAACACCAAGUUUGAAAAAGAAGAACUAGAAAGCCACCGAGCUGUAUAUGUUGGUGUUCACGUACCAUUUAGUAAAGAGGGUCGUCGGCGUCACAAGCAUCGAGGACACAAACAUCACCACAGGAGAAGAAAAGACAAAGACUCAGAUAAAGAAGAUGGACGGGAGUCUCCUUCUUAUGACACACCAUCGCAGAGGGUGCAGUUCAUCCUCGGGACUGAAGACGAUGAUGAGGAGCACAUUCCCCAUGACCUCUUCACAGAGAUGGAUGAGCUCUGCUACAGAGAUGGAGAGGAGUAUGAAUGGAAGGAGACGGCCAGGUGGCUGAAAUUUGAAGAGGAUGUUGAAGACGGUGGAGACCGAUGGAGUAAACCAUAUGUGGCAACUCUCUCCUUGCACAGUCUCUUUGAAUUGAGGAGUUGUAUCCUGAAUGGGACAGUCAUGCUGGAUAUGAGAGCAAGCACUCUUGAUGAAAUAGCAGAUAUGGUGUUAGACAACAUGAUAGCCUCUGGCCAGUUAGACGACUCGAUAAGGGAGAACGUCAGAGAAGCUCUCCUGAAGAGACAUCAUCAUCAAAACGAGAAAAGAUUCACCAGUCGGAUUCCCCUGGUUCGAUCUUUUGCAGAUAUAGGCAAGAAACAUUCUGACCCUCACUUGCUUGAAAGGAAUGGCGAAGGCCUGUCAGCCUCCCGCCACUCUUUGCGAACAGGUCUGUCUGCCUCAAACCUUUCCUUGAGAGGAGAAUCGCCUUUAUCUGUUCUUCUCAGUCAUCUUCUCCCUUCUUCGAGAGCUGGAACCCCUGCAGGCUCAAGGUGUACCACCCCAGUACCCACCCCUCACAGCAGCCCUCCUUCCAGCCCUGGCUUAAGUCGCCUGGCCUCCAGAAGUUCCCAGCUGAGUCAGCCUCAGGCCCCAGAGCUACUGGUGUCACCCAGCAGGGAUGAUAUUCCCAGAGUAGUAAUUCAUCCGCCCGAGGAAGACAUAGAAGCACUCAAAGGCCAAGAGCAGAAGAAUGAGGAGAAUGUUGACUUCACUCCAGGGAUUUUGGCUUCUCCACAGUCUGCUCCUGGAAAUUUGGACAAUAGUAAAAGUGGUGAAACGAAAGGUAAUGGAAGUGGAGGAAGCAGAGAAAAUAGUACUGUGGACUUUAGCAAGGUUGACAUGAAUUUCAUGAGGAAAAUUCCCACAGGAGCGGAAGCAUCCAAUGUUUUGGUGGGAGAAGUGGACUUCUUGGAGAGACCGAUUAUCGCGUUUGUGCGACUGGCUCCUGCAGUUCUCCUGUCGGGGCUGACUGAGGUCCCUGUGCCCACUAGGUUUUUGUUUCUGUUACUGGGCCCAGCAGGGAAGGCCCCACAAUACCAUGAAAUUGGCAGAUCCAUAGCCACUCUCAUGACUGAUGAGAUUUUUCAUGAUGUAGCUUAUAAAGCAAAGGAUCGAAAUGACCUUUUAUCUGGAAUUGACGAAUUUUUAGAUCAAGUAACUGUCCUUCCUCCAGGAGAAUGGGAUCCUUCCAUACGCAUAGAGCCACCAAAAAGUGUUCCUUCUCAGGAAAAGAGGAAGAUUCCCGUGUUUCCCAAUGGAUCUGCUCCAAUGUCUACCGAGCCUCCUAAGGAGGCUGCUCAUCAUGCCGGGCCUGAGCUGCAGAGGACCGGACGGCUUUUUGGUGGUUUGAUACUUGACAUCAAAAGGAAAGCACCUUUUUUCUUGAGUGACUUCAAGGAUGCAUUAAGUCUGCAGUGCCUGGCCUCGAUUCUUUUCCUAUACUGUGCCUGUAUGUCUCCUGUAAUCACUUUUGGAGGGCUGCUUGGAGAAGCUACAGAAGGCAGAAUAAGUGCAAUAGAGUCUCUUUUUGGAGCAUCAUUAACUGGGAUUGCAUAUUCAUUGUUUGCUGGACAGCCUCUAACAAUUCUGGGGAGCACAGGUCCAGUCCUAGUGUUUGAAAAAAUUUUAUUUAAAUUCUGUAGAGAUUAUCACCUUUCCUACCUAUCAUUAAGAACCAGUAUUGGUCUGUGGACUUCUUUCUUGUGCAUUGUAUUGGUUGCAACAGAUGCAAGCAGCCUUGUGUGUUACAUUACUCGGUUCACAGAAGAAGCUUUUGCCGCUCUCAUUUGUAUCAUAUUCAUUUACGAAGCUUUGGAGAAACUCUUUCAUUUAGGAGAAAUAUAUGCAUUUAAUAUGCACAACAAUUUGGAUGAACUGACCAGUUACACAUGUGUUUGUGCUGAGCCAUCUGACCCUAGCAAUGAAACUAUAGCACUGUGGAAGAGGAAGAAUGUGACGGCAGAGAGCAUUGUUUGGGGAAACCUCACUGUAUCUGAGUGUAAGACCUUCCAUGGUAUGUUUGUGGGGUCAGCCUGUGGUCCUCACGGGCCCUACGUUCCCGAUGUGCUCUUCUGGUGUGUCGUCCUGUUCUUCACGACGUUCUUUCUGUCUUCAUUCCUUAAACAGUUUAAGACCAAGCGUUAUUUUCCUACCAAGGUACGAUCAACAAUCAGUGACUUUGCUGUAUUUCUCACAAUAGUAAUAAUGGUUGCAAUCGACUACCUUGUAGGAAUUCCAUCUCCUAAACUUCACGUUCCUGAAAAGUUUGAGCCUACUGAUCCAAGUAGGGGCUGGAUCAUAAGCCCUUUGGGAGAUAACCCUUGGUGGACAUUGCUAAUUGCAGCCAUUCCAGCUCUCCUCUGUACCAUUCUCAUCUUCAUGGAUCAACAGAUUACAGCUGUAAUCAUCAACAGAAAAGAACACAAACUCAAGAAAGGAGCUGGCUAUCACCUUGACUUGCUCAUGGUUGGUGUCAUGUUGGGAGUCUGCUCUAUCAUGGGCCUGCCGUGGUUUGUGGCUGCGACAGUGUUGUCUAUAAGUCAUGUGAACAGCUUAAAAGUCGAGUCAGAAUGUUCUGCUCCAGGGGAACAACCCAAGUUUCUGGGGAUUCGUGAGCAGCGGGUCACAGGGCUGAUGAUUUUUAUCCUGAUGGGGCUCUCUGUGUUCAUGACUUCAGCGCUAAAGUUUAUCCCAAUGCCAGUUCUAUAUGGCGUUUUCCUUUAUAUGGGAGUUUCAUCACUGAAAGGAAUCCAGUUUUUUGACCGCAUCAAACUAUUUGGAAUGCCUGCCAAGCACCAGCCGGACCUGAUCUACCUCCGCUACGUUCCCCUGUGGAAGGUGCACGUGUUCACUGUGGUCCAGCUGACCUGCCUCAUCCUGCUGUGGGUAAUCAAAGCUUCUGCUGCUGCAGUCGUUUUCCCCAUGAUGGUUCUUGCACUAGUCUUUGUGCGUAAGCUCAUGGAUCUGUGUUUCACAAAGAGAGAACUCAGUUGGCUUGAUGAUCUCAUGCCGGAAAGUAAGAAAAAGAAAGAAGAUGACAAAAAGAAAAAAGAGAAAGAGGAAGCUGAACGGAUGCUUCAGGAUGAUGGGGAUACUGUGCAUCUUCCAUUCGAAAGAGGAAGUCUCCUACAAAUUCCAGUUAAAACCCUAAAAUAUAGUAUUGACCCUUCAGUUGUUAACAUAUCAGAUGAAAUGGCCAAAACUGCCCAGUGGAAGGCACUUUCCAUGAAUACUGAGAAUGCCAAAGUAACCAGACCUAACACGAGCCCUGAAAAACCUGUGAGUGUGACAAUAAAUUUCGAAGAUGAACCAUCAAAAAAAUACAUGGAUGCUGAGACUUCAUUGUAAAGCAAACCAAAAGGAAUAUAUAGAGAUAUAUACCCGUCUGUCUGUAUGUAUGUAUAUAUGUGUACAUAUAUACACACACACACACAUAUAUAAAAUGCACAUGUGUCGUGCCAUUGUGUAUUACAGUGCUGCUUGUCACGCUGUUUAUGCGUGACUGUGGGUCUCUUUGAAGUAGCACCUGACGUUGUGAGCACCAUGGAGACUGUAUUAAUGAAGCGAGGUACAUGGUUUUUACUCUUCAGAUAGUUAUUUUUUGGCGGGGUAAAGCCUUUCUGUUCUGCAAUAGAAAGAUUUGGAAAACUGUAUUCAAUCUGCUUUUCUUAAAUUUUUUUUGUCAGUGGCAAUCAUAUCAACCUUAAGUGAUACAUACUUAGUCUAUAUAUUUAUAAUUUUUACCUGGAUUUUGAGAGGUUAUUGUCUCCCUUUUCGUAGUUUUUAUAGGUAGAAUCAGGAGUUUGCCCAUGUUGUGGGAAAUGGCACAUCCUGGCUUCUCUCUGAGCUCCCUUCACGUAGCUGUCCAUCAUACUUCACAGGGGAUGAACCUCCAGGUGAUUAUAAAUUAUCGGAGACUUUCAGGGUAGGAAAUUGAUAUCUUAGGAUUUAUUUUUAAAUUUAAAAAUUUAUCUGGGCUUCCAUUCUGAUGGACAAGUUAAAAACAAAUUCUGUGUGACUUCUCAUUUAACACCCACACCAUUCACAGCAUUUUGAGUUUUUUAAGAAGCUAUAAAGUGCCCAUUUGCAAUAGUUAAAUUUUGUUACCUUUGUAGUAAGGCUUUUCCAAUACUUAUACUUUUCUAGAAACCCAGAGUCCCACUGUUCUUGUCUUUGCUGUCUUUUACUUAAAGUGGUCUUGUGUGUGUCAGGUUCAGAUAUCUUCUGUUGUAAGUAGUAAUAAAGAGUCUGCCCCCUUCA